AUGAAGAAGGCUUCAUCCUCAGUUCAGAUACAACCCCCUACUUAUGGAAAUCUGAUCACAAUUCUGAGCAUUGAUGGGGGUGGUAUUAGAGGAAUUAUUCCUGCCACUAUCCUUGAAUAUCUUGAAUCUCAACUUCAGGUGCUUGACGGUGAGAAUGCUAGACUUGCAGAUUACUUUGACGUAAUUGCUGGAACGAGCACGGGAGGUCUAGUAACUGCCAUGUUAACAGCUCCUAACAAAAAUAAUCGUCCGUUGUUUGCAGCUAAAGAUAUCAAACCCUUUUAUCUCGAGCACUCCUCUGGAAUUUUUCCUCAAAAUAAUGGCUUACCGGGAUUGGUCGGAAAACUGUUGAAACCUCUAGUUGGACCAAAGUACGAUGGAGAGUACCUUCACAAUGUUAUCAGGGAGAGACUAGGCGAGACUCGACUGGAUGAGACAUUAACUAAUGUUGUCAUUCCAACAUUUGACAUCGAAAAUUUGCAACCUAUUGUUUUCUCCACAUAUCAGGCCAUAAGGACGCCAACGUUGGAUGCUCGACUCUCAGAUAUAUGCAUUGGCACAUCUGCAGCUCCAACUUAUCUUCCUGCAUAUUAUUUCAAGAACCAAUAUAAACAAGGCGAUGUACGAGAGUUCAACCUCAUAGACGGUGGUGUUGCUGCCAAUAAUCCGGUAAACUAA
Fraxinus pennsylvanica is the source of this 678-nucleotide messenger RNA. The record is from the annotation of a GenBank genome assembly. NCBI's taxonomy places the organism in Eukaryota, Viridiplantae, Streptophyta, Magnoliopsida, Lamiales, Oleaceae.